Molecule: messenger RNA, 846 nt
Organism: Acanthosepion pharaonis
Lineage: Eukaryota; Metazoa; Mollusca; Cephalopoda; Sepiida; Sepiidae
Source: the annotation of a GenBank genome assembly
AUGGAUUGUUACCGUUUUUUUGUUACUGAGCUCUGUUGUUCAAACGCUUUCUUUUCACCUAGUUCCUGCAGUUUUUCUUAUACGAGGCACUUGAGUUUUUCUUAUACGAGAUCGUGCAGUUUUUCUCAUGCGAGGUCGUGCAGAUUUUCUUAUACGAGGUCCGUCGGUUUUCUUAAACGAGGUCCAUCGGUUUUUCUUAUACGAGGUCCUGCAGUUUUUCUUAUACAAGGUCCUUCAGUUUUUCUUAUAAGACGUCCUGCAGCUUUUCUUAUACGAUGUCCUUCAUUUUGUCUUAUACGAGGAUCGUCGGUUUUUCUUAUACGAGGUCAUGCAGUUUUUCGUGUACGAGGUCCUUCUUCAGUUUUUCUUAUACGAGGCCCUUCAGACGUUCUUAUACGAGGCCCUUCAGUUUUUCGUGUACGAGGUCCUUCUUCAGUUUUUCUUAUACGAGGCCCUUCAGACGUUCUUAUACGAGGCCCUUCAGUUUUUCUUAUAGGAGGCACAUCCCAUUUUCUUAUACGAAGCCCUUCAUUUUUUCUUAUAUUAGGUCCUUCAGGUUUUCUUAUACGUGGUCCUGCAUUUUUCUCAUGUGAGGAACUUCAGUUUUUUAUACGAGGUCCUGCAGUUUUUCUUAUACAAGGUCCUUCAGUUUUUCGUAUACGAGGUUCUUCAUUUUGUCUUAUACGAGGUCCGUGGGUUUUUCUUAUACGAGGUCCUUCAGUUUUUCAUAUACGAGAUCCUUCAGUUUUCCUUAUACGAGGCCCUUCAGUUAUUCUAAGAAGUCCUGCUGUUUUUCUUUUACGAGGUCCUUCAGUAUUUUUAUGCAAGGUCCUCCAGUUUCUCUGA